CCCCCCCUACCCCGCCGCCGGGCUCCGGGCUGCCGGCCCCGCAGCGCUCCGCGAUGGACCCCUGCUCCUCACUCUUCAGCUACGUGUUCAUGCACUUGUUCGUCCUCUGCCUGCAAGCCCAGGUAACUGUUCAGUCCCCACCUAAUUUUACACAGCAUGUGAGGGAGCAGAGCCUGGUGACAGAUCAGCUCAGCCGGCGGCUCGUGCGCACCUACCAGCUGUACAGCCGGACCAGUGGGAAGCACGUGCAGAUCUUGGACAACAAGAAAAUCAAUGCGAUGGCUGAGGACGGGGACGUGCACGCCAAGCUCAUCGUCGAGACCGACACCUUUGGGAGCCGUGUGCGCAUCAAGGGGGCGGCCACGGGGUUCUACAUCUGCAUGAACAAGAAGGGGAAGCUGAUCGGCAAGAGUAACGGCAAAGGCAAGGACUGCGUGUUCACCGAGAUCGUGCUGGAGAACAACUACACGGCACUGCAGAACGCCAAGUACGAGGGCUGGUACAUGGCCUUCACCCGCAAGGGCCGCCCGCGCAAGGGCUCCAAGACCCGGCAGCACCAACGUGAGGUGCACUUCAUGAAGCGGCUCCCCAAGGGCCACCAGACCACCGAGCCCCACCGGCGCUUCGAGUUCCUCAACUACCCCUUCAACCGCAGGAGCAAAAGGACUCGAAACUCCAGCGCCAGGCUCUAGGGGGGAAAAUCCUCGCUUAAAACAAACAAGGAAAAAAAAAAGAUGGGAAUCCAACCCAACCGAACUGAACGGAUGCUCACCUGAAUGGAUGCUCAGCAGAGAGGUUGGAUAAGGAUGGAGGGAAAGGAUGUGCCUCGAGGUGACGGAGGAUUCACAUGUCCACUAGGGCCAACUGCCCUUGAGUGCCUCGUAGGGAGUCCUGGACCAGUUUGGCACCGCUCACCCAUCAGAGCAUCUGUGGAUAAUUUUUUAUUUUUCAUUUUUUUUAACUACUACGGUGAGGCAGCGGGUGAUGGCUGAUAACUGUUUUUGUUGUGGGUUUUUUUUUUUGUUUUUUUGUUUUUUUUUCCAUCUUCAAAAUGUGAGCUUUUCACCAAAAAUUGACUUUCUUUAAAAAAUCAGGUGGAUUUUUUCAUUUGUCAAAUUAAAGAAGCUGACAAAUCACUGCAGAGCCCCUUUGGGCUGUUUUGUGGUAGUAUUCGGUUUGGUGCUUGACUCUUCCAUCCUCAGCUGUCUCUUCCAGGUUUGCUCUCUCAUCUUUGCCCUCGGAAAAGAGAGGGUUUCCGUAACAGCUUCUGUUGAUGGAGGCCCAGACUUUUAUUUAGGUCAAAAAAGGAUCCAGGGGAAGAUGAAAUCCUUUGAGUGAGCAAACCCAGCCCCACUCCGCUCAUGCUGCCCUGGGACUGCCUCUCUCCAAAGGGUUAAAGCAAUUAUUCUUAAUGGGGAGGGCAAACAAAGACACUGGAUAGAAGCCAGGACCAGGGGUGAAUUUUCAUCCAAUUUUUUUUAUUUUUAUUUUUUUCCUGUUUCCUUGAGGAUUUUUUUUUUUUUCAGUUGUGUACAAAAUUUAAUGUGAAAUGAUUUGAAAUAUUUAUUUAAU
Molecule: messenger RNA, 1572 nt
Organism: Tympanuchus pallidicinctus (lesser prairie-chicken)
Lineage: Eukaryota; Metazoa; Chordata; Aves; Galliformes; Phasianidae
Gene: FGF8
Product: fibroblast growth factor 8
Exons: 6
Coding region: 54-692 (212 amino acids)
Biological process (GO): embryonic heart tube development; positive regulation of protein phosphorylation; limb morphogenesis
Cellular component (GO): cytoplasm
Molecular function (GO): type 1 fibroblast growth factor receptor binding; growth factor activity; type 2 fibroblast growth factor receptor binding
Source: RefSeq, a predicted model, not a curated record